AUGUCCACCGCAACCAUCCCCCCACCCGCCGCCGAUAAAGAGAACUACAAAUCCACGCUGCUACCUCUCCUGGUAGCCAACAAGGUGCUAACCUUCGGAUCCUUCGUGCUCAAAUCCGGCCGCGUGUCGCCGUACUUCUUCACCUCGACGCUGCUGCACACGGCGCCGCUGCUGCGCGCGACAGCCGCCGCCUUCGCCAACGUCAUCUCCAGCCCGCCCUUCGUGAAUGCGGACGACGGCACGCCCACUUUCGACGUCAUCUUCGGGCCGGCUUACAAGGGUAUUCCGCUGUGCACGGCGAUUCUCAACGAGCUGGCGGUGCGUGAUGCGCUGGCCCCGACGUCGCGCGGUAUCUGGGACAGCGUCAGCUACUCGUUCAACCGGAAAGAGGCCAAGGACCACGGCGAGGGGGGCAACAUCGUCGGGGCGCCGCUGAAGGGCAAACGCGUGCUGAUCGUCGACGACGUGAUCACGGCGGGCACGGCGCUGCGCGAGGCGGUUAGCAUAAUCGAGAAGGAAGGCGGCACGGUCGCCGGGGUGGUGGUGCUGCUGGAUCGCGAGGAGCGCGUCAGCGACACGGAGCCCAAGAGCGCGAUUGGCGUCGCCGAGAGGGAUCUGGGAGGGAACGUCCCCAUCCGAGCGGUCAUCGGCCUGAGCGAUUUGAUCGAGACACUGGGCGACCAGAUUGGGGAGGAGGAGAUCAGCCGGCUGAAGGAGUACCGGGCGCGAUACGGGGCGGAGUAG
Molecule: messenger RNA, 744 nt
Organism: Rasamsonia emersonii CBS 393.64
Lineage: Eukaryota; Fungi; Ascomycota; Eurotiomycetes; Eurotiales; Trichocomaceae
Product: Orotate phosphoribosyltransferase
Exons: 1
Coding region: 1-744 (247 amino acids)
Biological process (GO): 'de novo' pyrimidine nucleobase biosynthetic process; pyrimidine nucleotide biosynthetic process; pyrimidine ribonucleoside biosynthetic process
Cellular component (GO): cytoplasm
Molecular function (GO): orotate phosphoribosyltransferase activity
Source: RefSeq, a predicted model, not a curated record